This is a messenger RNA of Zychaea mexicana, 384 nucleotides long. RefSeq lists its product as uncharacterized. The transcript is spliced from 2 exons. Lineage: Eukaryota; Fungi; Mucoromycota; Mucoromycetes; Mucorales; Lichtheimiaceae. The record is from RefSeq and is a predicted model, not a curated record. The coding region runs from base 1 to 384 and encodes 127 amino acids.
AUGGUUCGGUCUGGAAAGGAUUUCCCAAGCACGACGGUAGCCGAUCAUGACAUCCGUUUAUAUCGCUUACCGUUUACACCGUUUACACCGUUUACACCGUUUACACCGUUUACACCGUUUACACCGUUUACACCGGGUUGCUAUGGCAACGAGAAGCGUUUCGGACAGACGGACAAACCGGUACUUGGGUCAGCCAAUCAGAGGUUGACUCCGUUUUACACCGUCUACACCGUUUACACCGUUUACACCGUUUACACCGUUUACACCGUCUACACCGUUUACACCGUUUACACCGUUUACACCGUUUACACCGUUUACACCGUCUACACCGUUUACACCGUCUACACCGUUUACACCGUUUACACCGUUUACACCGUUUGUUAG